Spodoptera littoralis (African cotton leafworm) is the source of this 1767-nucleotide messenger RNA. The record is from the annotation of a GenBank genome assembly. Lineage: Eukaryota; Metazoa; Arthropoda; Insecta; Lepidoptera; Noctuidae.
UUUUACUGUAUAGGGUGGCAAAUGAUGUGCCUAAUAGUAAGCAAUCGGCGGCUCCGCCCAUGGACAUCGGCAACACCAGAGGAGUUACAACUUCACAAGUACGUUGCCGGCCGCUUAGGGGUUAUUUAGGGAUUUGAGUAUCGAGGACUAGGCUAUAUGUGCCCUAUCUGUUUCAGGUCAACAAAUGUUCUCCAACACAGACUCCUACCCCAGCGGUUCUGCCGGAGAUUCCAACUUUUGGACACAGCAGCACGGUCCAGUAUUAUCCGUUCCUGUGUUCAGCAGUGGGAUACUGGACUCUGUGAUGAAUACUUAUUGGUUCCACGAGCUCUCCUCAUACAUUUGGUUAGAAAAACAGGCUCGAGCCGACUUCAGUGACUCCAGUAAGGAGUGGCGUGAAGGAACUGCUAAAACUUCGUUCACGUACCUACUCCUCGACCCUAGACUAACUCACAAUCUACCUACAAUAACAAACAAAGGGUAUAAUAAAUGUGAUACCUGGGGCAUUUUUGUUAGAUCUAUAUUUUAUGUAGGAAAAGGGAAACGGUCAAGACCAUACUCUCAUUUACAGCAAGCACGUACCCUUUGGAAUAACAACAUUAAAACGUCCAAUGACAAGAAAGUUCAGCACAUAUUAGACAUCUGGUCGGACAGAAAGGGUGUUGUGUGUUUACAUAUAUUUCAAAAUGUGAUACCGGCAGAGGCUUACACGUAUGAAGCGGCGAUGAUAGAUGCGCUAGGAUUGACUAGAUUGCAGAAUAUUAAACCUGGAAAUUACUAUGGAACAGUGGCUUCAUGGCCGAAGAAGUAUCGUCACAUGCUUGGACGAUAUCUGCUGUACAAAGCCAUGCUGAUCUUCCUCAGCGAAGGAGAACGGCAACUGAGGCCAGACGACCUAGACUGAAUACCUAGGUACUUAGGUAUCUUUACAUUGGUUGUGAAAUUAUUGCGUUAAAUUAAAUGAAUUCUAACAUUAUUUAUUCUCCAUGUUAAUAUCUAAAUUGUUGUGCGUAGUUAUUUAUACUGUAGCGUAUAAUUAAGCUUUAAUGUUUUAAGUAUUUAUCACGGUUGAAUAUUGUACUGUAGCACUUACAGACGCCAAAGAAUUUUACAUGAGACUUGGAGCCAAUUGUUCGCACGGAACAUUAAUAUUCCACGAAUUUAUUUUACCGUUUUAAUGAACUAUUAUUUUAAAUGUACACAUGCGUACUGUGUGACGUUAGUAAAUACUUUUUUACAUGAAAUGAAAUUAUAUUUCUCAAAAUACUCUGAGCUUUAAUGUUAUGUCACCAAAAAUACUUUUAAUGUAUUGUUUUCAACAAUGACUCGGACUGUUAUCUCUGUCGUAAUACCAACAGAACCAUAUUGUUAUAAUAUCGUUUGCUAUUACUAAACAAAUCAACUCUGACGUGUUUAUGGGCUCACAUUUAUUAUAACAAAGCAUUUCGCAUAAUUUAAAUUUUACAUUAGCAAACAGUAUUCUGUAUAAUUUAUUCGACAUUAUAAGUAGCUUUAAAUUAUUUAUAACUUGUUCAUUAUAAGUUACCACUGCACUUUAAAUAUUUCGCACUGAUGUUUAAAUGUAAGUCGCAUUAUAUUGCCUAUAAUAGUAGUACCUGUAUCAAUAAGCGAAAUGUACGUAUUAUUUAGCUGUAAUCUGUUGUUCCUAGUCAUUAAUACAAUAUAGUAACGUAAGCAUAAUGUAUUAAUCAUGACAAUAUACUAUAACAUUAAUUUUACUGACGUUUUACGUGUUAAGCAGGAAAU